UAAAAUAUAAGCAAUAAUAUUCAUCAACAGUGCAGAGCACAAGUUUAACAUGGAAUUUCCGCAACAAGUCGAAGCGCAACUGUAAUUGGCCUAUAAGAUAUAUCAAAUAUAUACUUAUUGAACUCACAGUCCUAAACAAGUAUUUACCCACCAGAGAUUCUGGUCUUGCAACAACGAGCAACAUAUACCUACGAUGUCGUAAUGGAGUCUCCGCUAUAUCCCAAGGUCAACAAUAAUUUGAGCUCAAAGCUGUCGCCCAACGGUGCUGGUGACAAGAUGAGCUCCAGCAUGAACAGUAGCAGUUUGGAGGACACCACGCCCAGUGAUUCGGGCAUACAAAUGCUGGAUUCGGAGAAUAGCGACGUUAUGCUAGAGUCCAUCAGUUCACAGACAGGUCUGGACUACGAGGAGCAGCCGGUGAAGGCAACUCGCGAUCCUGUGGACACCAAUUCGAAUGUGGCAGUGGAGGAGACCAUGACCACAAGCGCUUGUUCGACCUUUGACAACACAGACAAGAUCGUAUACAGACGCAAGGUGCACAAGGCUUCGGCGACGCCGAAAGCGCCCAAGAAGCGUGUCUCCUUUCACGAGGACAUCCUCAAGAAUACACGCACCGACAACAUACACAUCGAGCAUGGCUUCAUCACCUACAAAAACGGACGCAAACUGGCCGUUGUGGGCAGCAACUCAGCGGGCGUGGCUGGCGCUGCUGGUCGCUAUUCCUGGUGCGCGGAAAGGGAACGCGUCCAAGCACCCACUGAGCUGAGUGCGGCGGGCCAAGAUUUUGAGGAGGCGGCUGGCGGCGGCGCGGGCGGACGCAGUCGCCGUCUGGUCUAUCGCAAUGCUUGCUCCGAUGUUUUGGACUAUGGCAAUACGGACAUCUACGAUACCAAUGAUCCAGUCGGCCUCCAAUAUGACAACUCGGGCGUCUUUGAGUAUGCGCCCCCAGCUGAGGACAAGCAGCGGGAUGAGCGAUUGCUCUAUCGCUGCGCCUGCAGCAGCUCCAAUUCUAGUCUGGAUUCGGAUGAGCAGGACAAGAACUCGAAUAGCAAUCCCAAUCGCAAACAAUAUGAACAGGCCAAAAGCAGCUCCUGCGAUUGCAUUGGCAUGAGCCAUGCCAACAAUAAUCUAAUUGGCGAUAAUUGCUACUAUUCGGAGCCCAAUAUUGAAGAUGCGGGCAGUCCCAAACAGAAAUCCGUGUGGAACAAGGAGAAGAUGCCCAAGUCAAGCUGUUUAAAGAAGACCAAACGACACACGAACAUCAUACACGAGCAGGAUCUCAAUGGACGUGUGAAGAAGUUCAAUGUGCACGACAUCAAGCAUCAGCUGCUGGACAAUAGCAGCAAAAUGAUCUUUGGCUCGCUGAAGAGCAUUUUCACGUUGCCGCUGCCGGAACGUGGGGUGCCCGAAGGCUCGGAGGACUUGCAGGCGGUGGUAGAGUGUGUGCCCGAGCUGGAGCAGACGCCCGAGCAUAAAUCCAAGCAGUUUGACUCAUCCAACUCGCCGCCACUCAAAGCCAAACCGUUUCUCAGCAAGAGUCUCGAUGGCAACAAGCAGACGCAGUGCGUCAAGAAAUUCGUGCACAAUGUGGAUGAGCAGCUGCGUCGCAAAAAUGAUGAUAGCUCCGCUGAGGCCUCACCCAUGGACAGCCAGCAGUCGCCUCACGUGCUGCGACGUCAAGAUGAGUUCGAUAAGGAAACAGGCGCCGCAACGGCACCAAUUGUCACCAGCACACAGAGCGAAUUCCGCAGCAAGUUCAUCAUCAAUUGUGAGAGCACCGUCUUCGAGCACACGGGCGUCUCCUACGAGACCAGCGCGCCCCAGCAAUCAGAGCCAUUCUCCAUGUCAAUGACACAGCACAGCAGCGUCGCCAGCUUGCUGGAACGCGACACGCCCAUUGCCCAGCCAGCGAGUCAGAGUCGCAGCUCCUUUAUGGGCGCGCCCCUGGCCAAGACAUUCAGUAACUUCUUUCGCAGUCUCAAGGAGAGCUCAGUCAACACACCAGUCGAAAAGGAGCAGCAGCACCACCAACAACAGCAACAACAACAAGCAGCAACUGAUAGUUAUUUUGCUACGAAAAUGUCAAAGACGACACAGCCACAGCAGCAGCCGAUGCCAGCCAGCAAGCUGCCCACCACCCACUCUUCAUCCACCAUAUCGGAGCUUAGCUCCAUUAGCAACAACACCAACAGCAACUCCAAUUCCUUUCCCAAGCCCCAAGCGCAAAACACAGUCCAUGCUUUGGUGCUGGGCAGUGUGGAGCGACAGUCACGUCAUCUUCCAUCGCCGCUGAAGAAGCGAAGCGGGCAGCCACCACGCUAUGGCGACCAGCAGCAGCAUCACCACAGUCGCAGCCUACACAGUCCCAGCAGUUUUUUGGGGGUAGGAGGCGGUGUCGUUGCACCUGGCAGCAGUGGACGUGACUCGAAGGCGACCAUUCUCAGCGAGGAGUUUGACGAUAUAUUGACCAUAACGACGACAACAGAUACGGCAAAUGAGCGACCCUCCACAGAGAGCGAUCUGGUAAUUGUGGACUAUACAGAUGUGGAUUAUGGACAGCUAUUGAAACCACCAGCGCCAGCGGCCAAAACCUCGCUCAUUAAUCGCUUUCUGCGCAAUGUAACCCAAAAGAAAAUACUUGAAUCCUCGAUACGCAAAAAUGAUUUCUUUGCCGAUAAGCUGCGCAACGAGCAAAAAUCCGUUGGAUCGCAUCUCUAUGUGCGUGGUGCGCGGCCCAAGAACUACGAACUGAUUGACGAUUUGAAUGCUGAGAUUGCAAUGGAGAUUGAGAUGUCGGGCGCCAACUCGCCACGACGCGAACUGGCCGUCGGCAUGGAUAUGGAUUUGCCAGGAGAUGUUUCACGUUUCGAGCUGGGCAUCGGUGAAAUAUCCAUUGACCUAUUCAAUGGCAAACAGUUGUCCAUUCUGCACGAGCCCAACGAGCAGUUGCUAAAGGUCUUCAAGCUAUACACCGGUUAUAGCAACGAGGGAUUUAUGACGCCGGUGUUGGUACUGCUUACAGACAAAACGUUGUAUGUGGCAGAUCUGGUGCGUAAUUGCCUGUGCGCCAAAUUCGUGCUGGCCUACAAGGAUCUGGAUGUAAUUUUGAUGGGCCCCUUUGGAAACACGGUGCUUUUGAGCAACAGCAUGCGGGACAUGCAACAGGUACUACUUGCAGGCGGACCCUAUCCAGCAGAUGCACUGGUCGCCAAUCUAGAGCUGUGUGCACGACGCAGCGGCUCCACAUUGCCGGCAGUAGGUCAACUCACCUUGGAGCAUUUGGCGCCACUGCAGGCUUUUGUGCGUGCCAACAGUUGUGUGGGCAAGGACGAAAACUGGAUGUUCUAUGCGGUGGUCAAUAUGCCAGCUGGCGGCGCACUCGGCAUGGGUUUAGAUGGUGAACAGGAGCCGCUGGGUCCCCACAUCAAAGGUUUUCUUAUGAAUCGACGCGUGCGGGAAACGGCAACAGUAGCUGCAACGACUAAAAUCCACUGGCAGCCCGGUUACUUCUUACUUAAAGCUGGCGUUCUGUAUAUGUUCAAUGAUUCUACACAGAAACUGCCCAGCUGGGCCAUGGCGUUGGCGGAGUGCCAGGGCGCCCGGCGUGCCGUUAAAUCAGCCCGUCCGCAUUGCUUUGAGAUUAUGUUGAAAGGCGAACUGCUGCAAAUGGCGGCGCCCGACGAGUAUGUGGCCUCCGAGUGGCUACAGGCGCUACUGCAAUCGGCCAGUGGUCUGUUUGAGAUGCAGGAGCGACACAAAGCGCUAGGCUGCACUUUAAUAGUUACACAAAAUCAUUUGAUAACGCUGCGCGAGGACUUCUCAGCGCCACUGCGUCAGCUAAAUCAGCAGGUGGAGACGCCACCAGCUGCUGCAGAGCACAAGCAGCUGCUGCGCGAUGAGGACAUGCUGUGCAUCUUUGAAACUAGCAGCUUGUUAAGCUCGACGAUGAGCACACCAACACGUGGCACUCAACGCUCCUGUUCCUCGCUUAACUCGACGCCCACCAAGCACUCACAGGAUGCGCCCAGAGCGUUGCAGAAGACUGCUGCUGCUGCAGAUGCAGCUGGACAAUCGCAAAGGAUGAGCAGCGUUUAUGGAAAGAACUCUGGCCUCGAGAUACUCACGUGUGCGGAUAUAAAAGCAAUGACUGGCAUUAAGAUACCCUCGCACAGUGAGACCUGGUGGUGCAUACUAGAGUUCUCCUGCCAGGAGGCGCCGUUGGAGUGCUUGGAUGAUUUGGUUAUAUUCUUUGCCAGCAGCAUGGAAAUGCAGCGAUUUCUACGGCUGCUCGAGCAACUCUGGCAGGCCAAAAAUAAUGAUCUCUUCCCCAUAACCAUACUGGACGAUGAUGAAACGCUCGCAGAGCAGUGCACAAUGCUCUAUUUGGAUAUUAAUCGGGCCUGGGAACCGCUACUAUCUGCUGCACUCGGCUAUCCACUAUAAACGCGAAAACUACACAAAUAUACUCUAUGUCAUAUAUUCAUAUUUAAUAAUUUAGCUAGAUCUGUGCAAAAUCACAUAUGAAACAAAAUGCUUAAUAUUGGAAUACUCGAGCAAAAUUUGCUGAAAAAUCACAGACUUUAUAUCAGCAUAUAUACACACUUUAUAUAGAUGUAGUUAUAUAUCAGUGUCUCUAUUUACAGAUACACGAUAUGCAUACACUUUGUA
This is a messenger RNA of Drosophila grimshawi, 4668 nucleotides long. RefSeq lists its product as uncharacterized. Gene Ontology annotation, biological process: lysosome localization; positive regulation of membrane tubulation; regulation of protein localization. Gene Ontology annotation, molecular function: kinesin binding. Bases 202 to 4443 code for a protein of 1413 amino acids. NCBI's taxonomy places the organism in Eukaryota, Metazoa, Arthropoda, Insecta, Diptera, Drosophilidae. The record is from RefSeq and is a predicted model, not a curated record. The transcript is spliced from 10 exons. Gene Ontology annotation, cellular component: endosome membrane.